Messenger RNA from Saprolegnia parasitica CBS 223.65, 267 nucleotides. RefSeq lists its product as hypothetical. Gene Ontology annotation, biological process: amino acid transmembrane transport. The annotation marks the transcript as partial. Gene Ontology annotation, cellular component: vacuolar membrane. Gene Ontology annotation, molecular function: amino acid transmembrane transporter activity. The record is from RefSeq and is a predicted model, not a curated record. Lineage: Eukaryota; Oomycota; Saprolegniomycetes; Saprolegniales; Saprolegniaceae. The transcript has a single exon.
AUGGCGGGUCCGUUUCUGACGACGGAGGACAUGAAGAUGUGCUUCUCGCUCUUCUGCGUUGUCUAUGGCAUUGGCACGCUCGGCAUGCCGGGCAACUACUCCCGCGCCGGCUACGUCUGGGCGACGAUUGCACUCGCGUUCAUGGCCUCCAUCAACAUUUACGCCUCGGUCUGCAUCUCCAAGGUCAUGAUGGUCGCGCCCAAGAAGGUCCAGACGCUCAGUGACAUUGGCGAGUGGGUCUUUGGCAAGCCCGGUCGCUGGGUCACC